UCUCCCCGACGCCCCGCAGUUGUGCUGCGCCGCCAGCGAAAGCAAGACGUGCGUAUUGUACUGGGUGAUUUAUACCCACUGCCAUUAAAAUUACAUUCUAUGUACUUAAUAUUGUAAUGUGUUGGUAAAUAGACAGAAUAGUGUGUUGGUAUUGUUUUGAAGUGAAGUUUUAAAAGGAUUUUAACGUGUGUCUUACGUAAGCGGUUUUGAGUCGGCGUGUACCGGCGCGACGCAAAGCCGCCAUCUUAAUUUUAUUGAUCUCAUCCUCGCAUCUCAUCUCUCCUCACCAUGGCGAGCACAUCAUCAAAGAAACAAACAAUGAUGUUUGGAUUCUGCGAAGCUUUACUAGAAGAAGAUACAAGCAACUAUGACUACAAUAACGACGACUAUCGCCGCCAUACAGGAGGCGCUGAUAGUGACACAGAGCAGGAACUAAGUGAUGACGACAGCAAUCGUGAUGCCCAUGUAUUCGUACAAGAGAAUGAGAAGGAAGAUAUAAUCUAUACAGGUAAAGACGGCACAACACUUUGGUUUUCCAAUCCCAAACAAGCCAAAGUUGAAUACUUGUCCAUCAAACCAUCCAUACCAGGCGUAAACCCAUUCGCAAAAAAUGCCAAAACAGAAGUAGAAUGCUGGAAACUAUUCUUCAAUGAUGAUAUACUUGAAGAUAUUCUUAAUUACACUAACGAAGAAAUCACUUCGAAGACGUUUGCAGAAAAUCAUAACACACGAGUCCAUAUUGUGAAGGAAACUUCUAUGGAUGAGAUUAUGGCUUUACUUGGACUCAUGUAUAUAACUGGGCUGAAUAAUUCUACUGGUUACAACUUGACUGAUUUGUGGCGGUCAGACGGUACGGGUGUAGACAUUUUUAGAAUGACAAUGUCAUUGCAACGGUUCAAUUUCCUCCAAGGCUGUUUGCGUUUUGAUGAUGCUGCAACUCGCGCACAGAGAUCCGCAGUAGACAAUCUUGCCCUAGUCAGAGCCAUCUUUGAUAAAUUCGUUGGGAACUGCCAGAAAGCGUAUAAUCCAAGUCAUUUCCUCACAUUAGAUGUAAAGUACAUACCUUUUAGAGGCGAAUGUCCUUUCCGACAAUUUAUGCCAAAGACUUCAGCAGCUUAUGGAAUUAAAAUGUACUCAUUAGUAGACGCUAAAGAUUUUUAUACUAUCAAUAUGGAAAUAAAUGCAGGUAACCAACCAUCUGGACCGUAUGUAACAAGCUACGAACCUGUGGACAUAGUUGAUAGAUUAGUGAGACCAGUCAGUAAUACUGGUAGAAAUAUAACCUUCGACAAUUAUUUCACAAGUAUACCUCUAGUCACACAUUUGCUGCAAGAACACAUGCUUACAUGUACAGGAGCAUUGAGGAAGAAUAAAAAAGAAAUCCCGUUCAGUUUCUUGACAACCCAACCCAGAGGUGUAGGGUCAUCACGAUUUGGUUUCCAGAAGCAUAUGACUUUGGUAUCUCAUGUGCCAAAAAAAUCCAAAAUUAUUCUCUUGCUCUCAUCUUAUCACCAUGACAAGACUUUUGAUAUCACAAAAUGUGGUGACAAACCGAAGCCAGAAAUGAUAACAUUUUACAAUUCCACAAAAACUGGCGUGGAAAAUGUUGAAAGGCUGUGCAAAAUGUACGAUGUCAGGAACUAUUGUAAGAGCUGGCCGUUAUUGAUACUCUUCACAAUGCUCAACAUAGCUGCAUUGAACAGUUACAUAGUUUACAUGGCAAACAAUGAAAAUUCUAAAUUGAGAAGGUCUGAGUACGUUAGGAAACUCGGUCUAGCGCUCGUGAAGCAACAUUUGAAGACAAGGACAGAUAAGAAUAAUUUGCCUCGUGAACUAAGAAAGAGGAUUUUUGAACAAGUGGGGGAACCGCUUCUGGAUCCCCCUGCGAGUGAUGUGAAGCCGUAUAAACGAUGCCGAGACUGUCCAUCUUCUAAGGAUCGGAAGACUAAGUACUGUUGUCUUGAAUGCAAGAAGCCAAUAUGCUUGCAACAUGUCAUUACUAUGUGCCAGAAUUGUACUUCUCUUGCAAUUGAUUAGUUUAAAAUUGUAUUAUGUAUAGUAGGUUUAAAUAGUAGAAGUAAAAUGUCAAAGUUCUUUAAUAAGUGUUCUUUAAAUAAAAAUGCAAUAAUAAUA
This is a messenger RNA of Spodoptera frugiperda (fall armyworm), 2133 nucleotides long. Its product is annotated as piggyBac transposable element-derived protein 4-like. The record is from RefSeq and is a predicted model, not a curated record. Lineage: Eukaryota; Metazoa; Arthropoda; Insecta; Lepidoptera; Noctuidae. The coding region runs from base 289 to 2037 and encodes 582 amino acids. The transcript has 2 exons.